Molecule: messenger RNA, 3144 nt
Organism: Nematostella vectensis (starlet sea anemone)
Lineage: Eukaryota; Metazoa; Cnidaria; Anthozoa; Actiniaria; Edwardsiidae
Product: integrator complex subunit 9 homolog
Exons: 24
Coding region: 93-2075 (660 amino acids)
Biological process (GO): snRNA processing
Cellular component (GO): integrator complex
Source: RefSeq, a predicted model, not a curated record
UGGUUAUUUUUAGAAAUUGUCCGAAAGAAAAAAAAUGUAAAAGAAUCUUCUUUCGCUGAUUAUUUGUCCUUAGUACUCCAACUGUUGCAGUGAUGAAGCUGUAUUGUGUAGGUCACUCCGUCAGUUCGCCAUGUCUAGUUUUGCAGUUCAAACAGACAAAUAUCAUGCUGGAUUGCGGGCUGGAAAUGUCUACCGUCAACCAGUUUACUCCUCUUUCACUCGUGAAUAAUGAAAAGUUCAGCCAACUUAAGUCAUGGUCUUCGAGAGAACUUCAAGAGAUUGAAGGAUUUACAGCCCAAAAUAACUUGAAGGAGGCUGGUGGGAGACUGUUUAUUGAUGCUGAACCCGAAGUCUGCCCACCUGAGACAGGUCUGAUUGACUUUUCAAUGGUUGAUGUCAUUCUGAUUUCUAACUAUCAUCACAUGCUAGCCUUGCCAUUUAUUACCGAGUAUUCUGGCUUCAAUGGGAAAAUCUAUGCUACCGAACCAACUAUACAGAUUGGCAGAGAUCUGAUGCUAGAGCUGGUAACCUAUGCAGAGCGUGUGCCCAAGAGAAGAAAUGGGAACAUGUGGAAAAAUAAUAAUGUUAUAAGAUGUCUUCCAGCUCCAUUGAAUGAGUUAGCAAAUGUUAAGUCGUGGAGAGUGCUCUACAGCAAGCAUGAUGUCAAAGCAUGUAUUUCAAAGAUUCAAGCUGUAUCAUAUUCAGAAAAACUGGAUCUGUGCGGUAUACUGCAGCUAUCAGCCCAUAGCUCCGGGUUUUGUCUUGGAAGCAGUAACUGGAUGUUAGAGUCAGAAUAUGAAAAGAUCAGCUACUUGUCACCGUCUUCAUCCUUCACCACCCAUCCACUCCCCCUCAACCAGACAGUACUGAAAAACAGUGAUGUGCUCAUCAUUACGGGGGUGACAGAAGCACCAAUAGACAACCCUGAUGCGAUGUUAGGAGAGUUCUGCACUCAUCUCGCUAGCACCCUUCGAGCAGGUGGAAAUGUUCUUGUUCCAUGUUACCCAUCAGGUGUUCUAUAUGAUCUUUUUGAGUGCCUAUACACAUACUUGGAUAAUGCCAAGCUGGGAAUGGUCCCAAUAUACUUCAUCUCCCCAGUGGCUGACAGCUCUUUGGCCUACUCAAACAUCUAUGGUGAAUGGUUGUGUCAAAGCAAGCAAACAAAAGUAUAUCUUCCAGAGCCUCCAUUUCCUCACGCAGAAUUACUGAAAGAAGCCAGGUUAAAAGUUUUCUCCAAUCUUCAUAAUGGAUUCAGUUCAUCAUUUAAAACCCCAUGUGUUGUCUUCACUGGUCACCCUUCUCUAAGAUAUGGGGACGCUGUACACUUCAUGGAAAUCUGGGGCAAAUCUGGCAACAACACUGUCAUAUUUACUGAACCAGACUUUCCAUACCUUGAAGCCUUAGCUCCCUACCAGCCCCUGGCUAUGAAGACCUGUUACUGCCCCAUUGACCCCCGACUCAACUUUGCACAAGCGAACAAACUUUUGAAAGAGUUGCAGCCUCGUCACCUCGUGAUGCCGGAGUCAUACUCUCGGCCUCCCGUCAUCCACCCCCACCGUACAGAUCUGACAAUUGAAGACCCGGGAUGUAGCUUGACGACCUUUAACCAUCUAGACGUGGCGGCACUCCCUAUAUCCAGAAGCUUUGAGAAAGUUGUCAUCGCAAAUGAGCUGAGCAGCUGUCUGCACCCUCAGCACGUCCGACCUGGAGUUGCUGUUGCCACGCUAACGGGUACCUUGGUAACCAAAGACAACAAGUACACCUUACAGCCUUUGGAGUUCUUAGUGGAGCCGAAGGCUGGAAGCGAGGGUGGUGACUCAUCGACCAACAAGGGGCAGCUGUCGAGGCAUCUCUGGGGUACUGUGCAGCUAGACGAUUUUGUACGAUCGCUGAAGAAGCGAGGUAUAACGGAUGUGAACGUUGAAUCCAGCGGCGGCGAACAUACCAUUCAUUUGCCAAAUGACGACGCAAUGAUCCUUCUGGAUCGCGGAAGCACACACAUUAUCACCCAUGGCAACGAGGAGCUCCGAAUACGUAUACGAGAUGCGCUUUUAGAAUGCGUGCCUCAGUUCUGAAGACACAGGUCAACCAUCUGAAAUGUGCGCUUCAGUUCUAAAAACAUAGGACACCCAUCUUAAAGAUGUGCCUCAACCUUUAAGACACCGGACAUCCACCUGAAAUGAGUGCGGAGUUUUGAAGACAUAGGGCACCCAUCUAAAAAAUGUUCCACCUUCUGAGGACACAGGACACCCAUCUAAAAGAUGUGCCUCCUUGUGAGGACACAGGACACCCAUCUAAAAGAUGUGCCUCCCUCUGAAAACACAGGACACCCAUCUAAAAGAUGUGCCUCCCUCUGAAAACAUAGGACACCCAUCUAAAAGAUGUACCUCCCUCUAAAACACAGGACACCCAUCUAAAAGAUGUUCCUCUCUCUGAAAACGUAGGACACCUAUCUAAAAGAUGUGCCUCAAUCCAAAAGACAGAGGACAUUCACUUGAAAUGAGUGCUUCAGAUUUGAAGUCACAGGACACCCAUCUAAAAGAUGUCCCUCAUUCCAGAAGAUAAAGGACAACCAUCUAAAAUAAGUCCUUCAGUUUUGAAGACAUAUAAGACACCCAUUCUAACAUGUGCCUUAUUUUGGAAGACACAAGAGACCCAUCUUAGAUACACGCCUUAGUUCUGCCAUUUGGCAAUUGCCAUUCGCCCUUUGCGCUGACAACCUCCAUAAAAAUAUAGUGUAUGAUAUGUGUCGUAUGACCUUUUCUGAAAUGUAAGUCGAAAUACAUGAUCCAACGUGACACACUCUUCGAACCUCCUGAGUUAGACCAGCAAACGGCGAUUUGAAGCAUCGGCUCCAAAUACUUUACAAUCGUGCAUCAGGUAUGGUUAGACAUACUUGAAAAAAAAAAAAAAACGGUGCUCAUUGCAGUUUAUUGUUAAAUGGGUUUAUUGAAAGUAGAUGAAACAGAACCAAGGUUAAACAUUUUUUUUACUAAAGACAAUAUGAGACAGGAUGAAUUCAACAUGAAUUAGAACCAAUGUAGGUUAAACACAUUUUACCAAAGAUACUAUAAGAACAAAGAAAGUGUUAAGAAGAGACGGGAAAGGAAGUCAAAAGGUGAAACCUCUUUGCCCAACAAAGUA